CAUGCGCGGCAGCGGAGAAAAGAGACUGCGUUACAUCUCCGAUUUGACAGAAACUGAGUCGUGAUCAUCCGGUCGGGCCGUGGGUGGAUAGCCUUCCCUAUUUGCCUUCCCCUUCGCUGAGACUAUCGUCGUGCCAGCUCGCUGAGUGGCUACAUGGACGACUGUUAUUCGCCGUUUUGGGGGUAACGUCUGUCCGUUUUCUUCUCGACGUGUGUGUGUGUUUGUGUGAACGGAAAAUAACCGCCUCGGAUACUCGGGGAUAUCCCCGGUUGUGAGGUCGAGCGAGAGACCGAACGUCGUUUUUCCCUGGCUAAGCUAGCAGCAGCACGGCAUUACGGGUGGGGGUGGAUUUUUUUUUUUCUAUAUUUCGGCCCUCCGACAACAGAUAUUAAAAAAAAAAAAAAACGCCUCAGGAGUAUGUCGUGGAACAAUGACAAGCACGGGAAGCGGAGCUAAUGGAGGAGAGCUUCUCGGAGGGGAAGAAGUGUCAGUGGAUGAGUAUCGGUUUAACGGUCAGUGAAGAGCUGUGAAGCUAAACGGAGCCAGUCGGCUAGCUACCGAUCAAGGAAGUUGACUAGCCGACCUUGCUAACUCGGCGACAAAUGUAUUACUGGACCAAGGGUCGCCUCAAACGUCUGAGUUAUUAACAGGGUUAGCCAUUCACACAACGUAACAAGCCGAUGCCAAUAUUUGAAAGCUGAAGUUAAAGGCAAGCCACGAAGCGCUGUGAGCUCUGAACCAAAUAAACGUUGGCUAAUUGGUUAACCCUUUAGCUAGAAAGUGGGAGCUUGUUGUAAACAAAGGGUCCCGAGCCGCUCUGGUUCACACUGACGUUACACCUCCUGCUGUCGUUGACCCAUUGUUUCAGGGACAGCGUUGCCUUUAUUUUUUUUAAUUUAACAGUGAAAUAAACUCUCAGAAAUGGAUUUAAAGACGGCCGUUUUCAACGCAGCCAGGGACGGUAAGCUCCGUCUGCUUCAGAAACUGUUGGAGAACAAAGAUGGGCACGAGGUGACCAAGCUGAUGGGCGAGAAGACAAACGGGGCCACCCCGCUCCUGAUGGCCUCCCGGUACGGACACCUGGACCUGGUGGAGUACCUGCUGGAGUGCUGCAGCGCUCCGGUGGAGGUCGGUGGAUCGGUGAACUUUGACGGGGAGACCAUCGAGGGAGCGCCCCCGCUUUGGGCGGCCUCGGCGGCGGGUCACCUUAAAGUGGUCCAGUCCCUGCUGGGUCACGGUGCUUCUGUCAACAGCACCACCCUGACCAACUCCACACCCCUGAGGGCAGCCUGCUUUGACGGGCACCUGGACAUAGUGAAAUACCUGGUGGAGCACAAAGCUGACCUGGAGGUGGCCAACAGACACGGCCACACGUGUCUGAUGAUCUCCUGCUACAAGGGACACAAAGAUAUAGCGCAGUACCUGCUGGAGAAAGGCGCGGAUGUCAACAGAAAAAGUGUCAAAGGCAACACAGCGCUUCAUGACUGUGCAGAGUCGGGCAGUCUGGAGAUCAUGCGGAUGCUACUGCAGUAUGGAGCCUCCAUGGAGCAGGACGGCUACGGCAUGACGCCCCUGCUCUCUGCCAGCGUCACAGGCCACACUAACAUCGUAGACGACUUGACAACGCACCAGCAGACAAGCAACAGGGAACGCAUCGAUGCCCUGGAGCUCUUGGGAGCCACAUUUGUUGACAAGAAGAGAGAUCUGCUUGGAGCUUUAAAAUACUGGAAGAGAGCAAUGGACCUCAGGUACACGGACAGUAACAACGUUGUCCAUAAACCAGAACCCAAGCAGCUGAUCAUGGCAUAUGACUACGCCAGAGAGGUAACGAAUGGAGAAGAGCUGGACGGGCUGAUAUCUGACCCGGAUGAAAUGCGCAUGCAGGCACUGCUCAUACGUGAAAGAAUCCUCGGCCCACAACAUCCCGAUACGUCUUACUACAUCCGCUACCGAGGUGCUGUCUACGCGGACUCUGGGAACUUUGAGCGCUGUAUCAAUCUGUGGAAGUAUGCUUUGGACAUGCAGCAGAGUAAUUUGGACCCGCUGAGCCCCAUGACUGCCUCCAGCCUGCUGUCGUUCGCUGAGCUCUUCUCCUUCAUGCUGCAGGACAGAGCCAAGGGCCUUUUGGGGACAUCGGUGUCAUUUGAGGACUUGAUGGGGAUCCUUUCCAAGAGCGUGUUGGAGAUUGAGCGGGCAGUUAAACAAAAUGGACCGAUGCCCCCGGACCCUGCCCAGCUCAGCAAGGCCCUGUCAAUCAUCCUGCACCUCAUUUGUCUUUUGGAGAAGGUGCCGUGUACUGCAGAGCAGGACCACUUCAAGAAGGAAACUAUCUAUAGAUUCCUGAAGCUCCAGCCGUGUGGUAAGAACGGCUACAGUCCACUACACCUGGCGGUCGACCGCAACACCACCUGCGUGGGCCGCUACCCCGUCUGCAAGUUCCCCUCCCUCACAGUCGCUUCCAUCCUCCUUGAGUGUGGGGCAGAUGUUAACAGCCGCGAUGAGGAUGACAACAGCCCCCUUCACAUCGCAGCAUCCAAUGGCCACCCAGACAUCAUGAACCUGCUGAUUUCAUGCGGGACCCACUUUGACAGCACCAACGCCUUCCAACAAACUGCAUGCGACCUCCUGGAUGAGAAGGAGCUGUCCAGGAAUGUCAUCCAGCCCAUAAACCACACCACCCUGCAGUGCCUAGCAGCCAGGGUCAUCGUCAAGCACAGCCUCGACUACCGGGGUAACAUCCCCGAGAAACUAGAGGCCUUUGUUUUGCUCCACAGAUAAUGACUGUGAAGGAGUGGAGGGGAGUGGAUGGAUGACAAGAGGAGGGGGUGUGAUUACAUCAAGUGGACUCGACGGACUGAGGAGCACUAUAGCUCAACACCUGACCCACGAGGUGUUUGAGGAGCCGGAAGACAAUUUUUGUGGGUUAGGUUUGCAAAUUCAAACUCUUUGGAGGAAUGAACUUGAAGAUUGGUGUGAACAAAAAUGUCCUCAUUUAAAUCAGGAUGAACUGAAAAAUUAUCGGAGCCAACAGAGGAAUGAGUUACCAUUUGCGUCCUCUGUUUGCCGUUUUGGGAUGUAUUACGAGUGGAUUGCAACAUGGACACACACACACACACACACACACAGUUGUUUCUCCGGAUGAAGUGAGCGAGGGGUUUACGUAUUUUGCUUUAGAAAAAAAUGUUUUUUUUUUUGCAUAUUCCACUAUGCUAUUUAUUGAAUGAAACUUGAGAGAUUUUUCUCCAUGCUGGCUCCAACCGGCCUCAACUUUGCCUGCUUCUCUCUUCGCAAAGCAAUGAUUGAGGCGUUUCUACAUAUGCUGGGACUUCAGGUUUAUUUUUUGUUUGUCCCAUCACUGUUGCCAACAGUCAUGGACCCUUCCUCAGUCAUCAUUAGGGUUUUUUUUUUUUCCCUUUUUGUACCUUUUACGAUACAUUUAGUUAUUGUCAUGCAAAUCUGGAUAUCUGCCCGAGGGGUGUGGAUUCUAGACUCAUAUUUUUUUUCGUUCCCACUUUAGUGUAUAAACAAAGCUUUACGAGAAGGGUUUAAUGUCUGCGAACACCAUAAGUGCUUUAUUCUUCCUAUGCACAGGCUAGGCUGUUGGAAAGAGAGACUGUUGUAUUCUGUGCCGGCACUUGUCUGUGCAAUAUCUCUCAUGAAUAUUUGUGUUUACCUCAUUGCUGCCGUUUCCUUCAGUGUCCCCUUACUUUACUCAGAGAAGGUGGGGGGAUGCAAAACCAUUUUACUGAUUGUUGUAAGAAGAGUGAAUGAAUUUGAGUGACUGUAUGUUCAUAAUGUGUGAAAGAAUGCGAACACCACACAGUGUGUUUCUUGAAUGCAGAGUGUUUUUUUGUUUUUUGUUUUUUUUGGAGCUUACACAAAUGAUUGAGGACAAGAGUUUGGUGAAGUGGCACUCAUGGAGAUUCCAUAUUGCACAUGACUGCCACUAGAAACAACCGCUGGAGUGUGCAGGCUUGUACACAGAAGUGACCUCUUAACAUUCAUACAUGGCCGACCUUUAAAUGCAGUCCCUCUUUUUAAUGAUCCCGAUCAAAAGGCAAAACUCAUACCAUCAUCGGCCCACUGUGCAUGUGCAGCAGCAGCAGCAUAUCAACCAACCAGUCACUGCAGAAAACCUUUCAUGAGAACUCCUAGGCUUAGACAACAGCUAGGGUAGUUCUGCUCAUUUUGUACAACUGUCGUCCAAUUGUAUGAGAACUGAAGACACAAACAAGUGGGAGGACGCCGUAAAGUUUGUGAGUUAUCUUGUUUGCACAUUAGCUUUAGAUGUGUGGGUUGAAAAAAGGGCUUUUCAUAAAAUCGUAGGUUUUCAUAUUGCAGUCUAUUAAACCUGACAGUUAAAAAACCAGACAUAGAAAAUGUAUGAGGACUACCAGGGCAACUUGAUUUGAAUCUGCACUUUACUACAGCGGAGUUUAAGAUUUGAUAUGGCAUUAAUCAAGUUCAUGUCUUAAUAACCAGUUUGACAAUAAACCCAUGUUGCACAUG
Molecule: messenger RNA, 4509 nt
Organism: Acanthopagrus latus (yellowfin seabream)
Lineage: Eukaryota; Metazoa; Chordata; Actinopteri; Spariformes; Sparidae
Gene: fem1c
Product: fem-1 homolog c
Exons: 6
Coding region: 922-2778 (618 amino acids)
Molecular function (GO): protein binding
Source: RefSeq, a predicted model, not a curated record